AUGGCAAUUGACUAUGCAUCCACGAAAAGAGCUCUAAACCUUAGUGUCCUUCGUCGACAUGACCCAUUGAUAGAGUCUAUAAGCGAAACAUCGAGUCAUGUCACAGUAUAUAGCUUUGAAUCUCGUUCCCAGACUUGGACAAAACGAGGAAUUGAGGGCACUAUAUUUGUGUACCAACGAAGUAUCGAGCCACGCAAUGCAUUUGUAAUAAUGAAUCGUUUGUCAACAGAAAACCUGGUUGUCCCGCUAACUAAUGACCUCCAGUUUGAAAUGCUGGGUGAUUACCUCAUUUACAGACUUCCAAAUGACUCGAUUGUGGGACUAUGGAUCUUUGAGCCAUCCGAUCGUCAGCGCUUAGCAGUAUAUCUUUCAGAGUAG
Batrachochytrium dendrobatidis JAM81 is the source of this 378-nucleotide messenger RNA. RefSeq lists its product as uncharacterized. Bases 1 to 378 code for a protein of 125 amino acids. NCBI's taxonomy places the organism in Eukaryota, Fungi, Chytridiomycota, Chytridiomycetes, Rhizophydiales. The record is from RefSeq and is a predicted model, not a curated record. Gene Ontology annotation, molecular function: enzyme activator activity; mRNA binding. Gene Ontology annotation, biological process: positive regulation of catalytic activity; deadenylation-dependent decapping of nuclear-transcribed mRNA; deadenylation-independent decapping of nuclear-transcribed mRNA. Gene Ontology annotation, cellular component: P-body. The transcript is spliced from 3 exons.